Molecule: messenger RNA, 1460 nt
Organism: Prosopis cineraria
Lineage: Eukaryota; Viridiplantae; Streptophyta; Magnoliopsida; Fabales; Fabaceae
Product: protein VASCULAR ASSOCIATED DEATH 1, chloroplastic-like
Exons: 14
Coding region: 180-1445 (421 amino acids)
Biological process (GO): negative regulation of programmed cell death
Source: RefSeq, a predicted model, not a curated record
UUUCCUGAACUACUGACGUUUGACUCUACCCGUAACUCCAUGCUCACGUUCUGAACGUUUCCGUUCUCCGAACGCUUGAAUUUCAGCUUCUCCAACAACCACCGACCUGGCCUCUCUCUCUCUUCUUCGCUCUUUUUCCAGAUCUCUUCCUCUCUCUUUCUGUCGUUUUCUUCCAUUCUAUGGCUGUCGCCGCCGCCGAAGCCGGCGGCAUGAGUGAACCGCAGACUCAGCGUAUGGAUGCCCCGCCUUCGGGAUCACUCUCCGGCAUACCAUCGUCGUCUUCGCCCUCUAAUGGUCUUGAUCGGAGCCAUUCUAGCAAUUCUUUGCAGAACCCUCGUCAAGAUGCUGAAAUUGAUGAGUCUCCGGACGUAUUGAAGAGCGAAGAGUAUCGUCAAUUGUUUCGCCUUCCGCCGGAGGAGGUCCUUAUUGAAGAUUUUAACUGCGCCCUCCAGGAAAAUAUAUUAAUUCAGGGUCAUAUGUACCUGUUUGUAAAUUUUAUUUGUUUUUACUCAAACAUAUUUGGGUUUGAGACAAAGAGAGUAAUCCCACUUGAUGAAGUAACCAGUGUACGGAAGGCAAAAACAGCAGGACUCUUUCCUAAUGCCAUUGAAAUUUUUGCUGGAGGCAAGAAGCAUUUUUUUGCAUCCUUUCUGUCCCGCGAUGAAGCAUUUAAUAUCAUUAAUGAUGGGUGGUUGCAACAUCGCAAUGCUGCCAAAGCCAGUACUGAGCAGCAGGAAGCAAUAUCUGAAUCUAGCAGCCAAGAGAACGGAUUUAUAGCUAUUGAAAAAGCGAACAAUUCUGAGAUCCUAGACAAUGAAUCACUCGCUACCAAUCUGAGCAAAGAUAAUUCCAGCCAAGACAAUGAAUCCAUGGAAGUUUCAGAGCAGCAAUCUGGUGUAACUGAUGUUACAGAAACUGUAUCAAACAACGCUGAUUUAGGAGCUACCUGGAAUUGGAAGGAAGAGAAUAUUGAUGCUCCAAAAAUACCGGAGGCUUACACAAAUGUUGCAGAAUCAAAGUUUCCGAUAAAGGUGGAGGACUUCUUUAGGUACUUUUUAUCAGACAACGCUGUUAAUUUUCAUGAGUUGUUUCAUGAAAGAUGUGGAGAUAAAGACUUGAAGUGUACUUCAUGGCAGUCUCAAGAAGUUGGGUAUACCCGGGAAAAGUCAUUUCAACAUCCAAUAAAACUUUACCUUGGAGCGAAAUUUGGUGGUUGUCAUGAAGUUCAGACACUGCGAAUCUACAAGAACAGUCAUGUGGUUUUAGAGACAUCACAAGAAGUCAGUGGCGUACCUUAUGCAGAUUAUUUCCGUGUUGAGGGAUGGUGGGAUGUCCAGAAAGACAACAAUGAAUCAAAAGAGUGCUGUGUUUUGCGGGUUUAUGUGGAUGUUGCAUUUUCGAAGAACACUAUAUGGAAAGGUGUUCAGUUUUCCUUUAGUCUAUAGUUUACUCAUAUAUAA